Molecule: messenger RNA, 1641 nt
Organism: Taeniopygia guttata (zebra finch)
Lineage: Eukaryota; Metazoa; Chordata; Aves; Passeriformes; Estrildidae
Gene: NBL1
Product: NBL1, DAN family BMP antagonist
Biological process (GO): animal organ morphogenesis
Molecular function (GO): receptor ligand activity; BMP binding
Source: RefSeq, a predicted model, not a curated record
AGGCGGCAGCGCCCGCCCGCCCCGCGCCUCCUCCGGGGCCGCCCCGCCGCGCCGGGGAUGCGGCAGCCGCCGGGCACCGCCGGGCCCCGGAGCCCAUGGGAUGCGCCCGCCGUCGCCUGGCUGGUGUAGGAUUUUGGCAGAGCUGGCCAUGAUGUUAUGGUUUGUGGUGGGGGCCCUGUUCCCAGCGCUGCUCCUGGCCGCUCCACCGCCCAUAAACAAGCUCGCCCUCUUCCCGGACAAGAGUGCCUGGUGUGAGGCCAAGAACAUCACCCAGAUCGUGGGGCACAGCGGCUGCGAGUCCAAAUCCAUCCAGAACAGGGCCUGUCUGGGACAGUGCUUCAGCUACAGCGUCCCCAACACCUUCCCCCAGUCCACAGAGUCCCUGGUGCACUGCGACUCCUGCAUGCCAGCCCAGUCCAUGUGGGAAAUCGUGACACUGGACUGCCCAGGCAACGAGGAGAUCCCCAGGGUGGACAAGCUGGUGGAGAAGAUCCUGCACUGCAGCUGCCAGGCCUGUGGCAAGGAGCCGAGCCACGAGGGAGCCCUGUUCAACGUGUACCUGAACGCCGAGGAGAACAUGCCCCACGAGGGGCCCGCGCCCCACCACUACCCCCACCAGCAGCAGGAGCUGGAGGAGCCGCCGGCCUCCAGCCACCACCACCACCACCACGAGGAGGAGGGCGAGGAGUGACCGUGUGGACUGUCCUGGCAGGGCCCUGCGAGGGCCUGGGCCAGGCUUUGGGGAGGGAGGGGGGUGCUGGAGCCGUUCCUGUCCAACCGCUGCCCUGGUGACACCGCGGGACGUCCCGAGGUGUGGGCAGGGCUGGAGCUGCAGGCUGAGGCACCAGGGCUCGGCCUUCAGGAUGCACAGAAUAAUAAGAAUAGUAAUAAUAAUAUAUUGAGAGGAGUGCUCUGGCUGAGAGCAGGGGCUGGGCUGGGCUCCCAGGGCUCUCUGCAGGCUCCCGGCCCUGGGGGGAGCCCUCCCAGUCCUGCUGGGUUCUGGAGGAGGAAGGGAAGCAGCCUCUCCAGUGCCACGAGAGAUCCACACCUCUCCGGGGCGGUGGGAUCAGCAGCACCCCUCCUGCCUCCUCUCUCUCCCUCAGGAUGGACGUGCUCCUGGCACCCUCUGCAUCUUGGUCUGGGCCCAGCCCUUUGUAGCAGGUGGCUCUCGGGGAGGGUUUUGCCCCAGGAUGUGCCUCUGGGGCUGUACCUGAGGGUAUUGGAGCCUUGGUGGUGACAGCCCUUACCUGCUGUCCCCAGCACCACCACAUUGCUCCCUGGGGAUGAGGGACUUGGAUCAUGAGCGCUGAGGCUUCACAUUUUGGGGCUGCAGGGGAAGGCCGAGAGCUGAAGGGGGGUCUGGGACCCCUGUCCCCCCUCUCUCUGCUGCACUUUCAUGGUGGCAGAGGGAGAAGGGGCUGAGGGCUGGAACGUCCCUGGGCAGGGAGUGCUUGGGCAGGGCUGGGGGCCGGGGGGAGCAUGGCCUCUGCUGCCCCUCUCUCUCUCUCUGUUGUAUAAAGCUGAUUCCUUGGCGUUGUCCUGACAAGAGCUUCCAGAGCUUGUAAUCGAAUGCCUCCCCCUCCUUUUGACAAGUUUUGUUUUUUUUUUCUUAAAUAAAUUAGUUCUGAGUUCCACUGCUCA